AUGUCAAGUCUGAAAAACAAAGAGUGCAGAAAGAAAUUCCGUCAACGAGUAUCUGUUCAUGCGUUUGGAAUGCGGACCAGGAGGAAGCUUUGUGAUGCAGAUUCCUCCAAAAAGUGCAUCCAGGACGCUGCGAAUGAAACGUUCCCAGUUCUAGUGCCGCGAAAUAAGUUUGCCUUAGCACCUGCAGAGACAAGAUCCACGUACGAUUUUGUAUGUGCCACCAGCACCACUGGUGAUUUCAACCAGGAAAUUCGUCUGAUAAGGAGGUUGCGUCGUCGGGUGAAAUUUAAUCGUGAGAAUAAGCGGACGUCAAGAGCGAACGAGGUUGAAAAGGAGUGGGAGGACAAGAACCUGGAUGAAGCCUAUGUUUUACUAAGACAGUACAGCGGCAAAAUGAAAAGAUGUUCCCCAUUCUUCAACACUGCUAAUGAAGUCGCUGUCGGCGAGGCAAGUCCAUCAAUUUGA
Necator americanus (New World hookworm) is the source of this 465-nucleotide messenger RNA. RefSeq lists its product as uncharacterized. The record is from RefSeq and is a predicted model, not a curated record. NCBI's taxonomy places the organism in Eukaryota, Metazoa, Nematoda, Chromadorea, Rhabditida, Ancylostomatidae. The coding region runs from base 1 to 465 and encodes 154 amino acids. The transcript has a single exon.